Molecule: messenger RNA, 1032 nt
Organism: Coccinella septempunctata (seven-spotted ladybird)
Lineage: Eukaryota; Metazoa; Arthropoda; Insecta; Coleoptera; Coccinellidae
Exons: 3
Coding region: 491-955 (154 amino acids)
Source: RefSeq, a predicted model, not a curated record
AUUCCCAAAGUGGUCCAGGUGGACCCCCAGGGGUCCAUGGAAGACUCGAUGGGGGUUCACGUUGGCGUGACAAAAAAAUGGGGGUUCGCAGUUCGUAAGCUGGGGUCCACGAAAAUUUAUCUGGUUUCGAUAGUGAAGAACUGAAAUGUUGGUUUGAUUUCACCUAUCAACGUAGGCAGAUAAUAUUUUGAGAAGUUCACCGACUGUUACUUGUAAAUCUUUCAUAUUCCAUAUUCAGUACAACGUGUCGAGACUUGAAAAGGGCCGCCGCUGCCGUCUGCAGCGCUUGGUUGGAAAUGCAAAUACGAAAUACGACUUGUGGUGUGCAAGCUUUCAAUCUUGCACGGACUUGUUGGAUUCUUCACUAAUAUAAAUACGAAUGCCAAGAAUCAACGUUACUCAUUUGUUUCCGGAAUUUCGAACAGAAAAGUUAAGUGAAUCGAUUUUAGUGUUUGCCAGUGUCGGAAAAAGUACGUAACUGAUACGCAACAUGGCUGAAUAUAAGAAAAAAUGUCGACGGUACAGUGUUGAUUAUUUAAAAUUUGGUUUUCUUCCAUCAAAGGCAGAUAAGCGAUUGCCCAUAUGCCUUUUAUGCAACAAACUUUUGAGCAAUGACUCUAUGAAACCAUCGAAGCUCGAAGAUCAUCUAAGAAGGUGUCAUCCCGAUAAAGUAGAACGCCUUGAUGAGGAUAUUCAGACAUACGUUCAACAUUUAAUUGCCCUGCAUGAUGACUUUAAAAUCAGAUUUGAAGAUAUCUUGACAAUGGAAAUACCACCAUGGAUCAUAAAUCCAUUUGAUGAAACGGAAGUGGGGAUUGUGAUAUUACAAGAGGAGCUACUUGAACUCAGCACUAAUGAGGAACUGAAGGUUAAAUUUAAAAGAGGAUAUCAAGCAUUUUGUCAGAAAUACCCGAAAAAUAUCCUGGACUGUGGGGAAUUGCGAGAAAGCUUCUGAUAGCCUUUCCCUCGUCAUAUCUUGUCGAAAAAAGCUUCAGUGUCGUCACAAAUCUUUUAACAAAAAAACGGAGCAGA